CCUCGGGGCCUUGGAGGCCUUCGGCCUGAGAAGACAGGGAGUGUUUCUCCUGUUAUUCAGAGGAAGACAAGUGGUUGGCAUCACCGUUGGAUUCUGGUCCGUCAGACGUUUGGAUCAGAACCAGCUGAAGCUCCACGGACCAGACCGACCCUGAAGAUGCAGAUCCAGUUUUUAACCACCGUGGAUCUUCGGGAUGAUCCGGAUCACCGACGGUGAGGAGGCUGAUGGCGGCAGGAAACCGCAGCGCCCUCUGCUGGAGCUGCAGGAUGGUGGGCUGUCGGGUCCAGAAGAGUCCCUCAGAGACCGUCAGCAGCAGGUAGCUUCAGAGAACUGGUCCGGCUGGUCCGGCUGGUCCGGCUGGUCUCACCCACAGUGGUUCUGGUUUGCAGGAUCAGUUCUGCUGGACCUUCAACCAGGAUUCCACCACCACAAUGAAGAUGUGAUCUAGACCCUAUCCAAGAACUGAUUCCAGAUCCAGGUCUCAGACUGCUGUGUGUGUGUGUGUGUGUGUGUGUGUGUGUGUGUGUGUGUGUGUGUGUGUGUGUGUGUGUGUGUGUGUGUGUGUGUGUGUGUGUGUGUGUGCGUGAGAGGGAGAGAGAGAGAGAAUGAGGGCAAUCAAGAGCACACACACCUGCUCUCUUCUCUCUGGUUGGUGUGUCUGAGCACCCUCCUCCUCCUCUUCCUCACACACCCUUGUCUCUCUCCCUCCUUUUAUAGUCAGGCCCCGCCCUCUGUGGUGAUGUCAGCGGCUUGGAGGAGGACCCGUGGGGUUUUUGGGUUUUGGCGUCCAGUCCUGUGGGGCCGCAGGGCUGAGAGUUUCUCCUCCGCUCCUCAUCCCUCCAUCCCGGCCUCCUCUCCUCGUCUCUUUGGGGAAAAGAAAAAAGAUUUUCCGUCCGGACUGCGUUUCCUCUGAGGACUUUAUUUCUUCUUCUUCUCUUCUUUCUCCGUGGCUUCAACAUGUCUGAUGACUUUUAAGCCGAAUUUCUGACCUCCAGUCAGGAAAAAGUUGAAUUAAGUCAGAAAAAAGCCAAAGUUCUACAGACAUUAAAAACUCUCCAUCUUCUCUUCUUCUUCUUCUCUUCUCCAUUUUGUCUUCUCCAUCUUUUCUUCUUCUUCUUUGGUUUAUUUUGGACUCAGUUUUUCAGAUAAUGUCCAAUAUCCAGAUGGUCUCUGUCCAGUAAAGCGUCCAUUUGUCUGCUGGGCUUCUUCCUCUCCUCCUCCUCCUCCUCCUUCUUCUUCUUCUUCUUUUUUCUGCGGCGGUGUUUCUGCUGCAGCCCGGGGCCCCUGAGAUGUUCGGGAUCCAGGACAACCUGCCCCGCGGGGCCACGGCCAACAUGAAGGAGGAGCCGCUGGCUGUUCGCUCCUGGAUGCACUCGGCCGGCGUGGUGGACGCCAACACGGCUGCUCAGAGCGGGGUGGGGUUAGCCCGAGCUCACUUUGAGAAGCAGCCUCCGUCCAACCUGCGAAAGUCCAACUUCUUCCACUUCGUUCUGGCGCUGUACGACCGGCAGGGUCAGCCCGUGGAGAUUGAACGCACGGCCUACGUGGACUUCGUGGAGAAAGAGAAGGAGCCGGGUGGAGAGAAGACCAACAACGGGAUUCACUACAAGCUGCAGCUGCUCUACAGUAAUGGAGUGAGGACAGAGCAGGACCUCUACGUUCGCCUCAUCGACUCCAUGACCAAACAGGCCAUAAUUUAUGAAGGUCAAGACAAGAAUCCAGAGAUGUGCCGAGUUCUGUUGACGCACGAGAUCAUGUGCAGCCGUUGCUGCGAUAAGAAAAGCUGUGGAAACCGGAAUGAGACGCCAUCAGACCCCGUCAUCAUCGACAGGUUCUUCCUGAAGUUUUUCCUCAAGUGUAACCAGAACUGUCUGAAGAACGCAGGAAACCCCAGAGACAUGAGGAGGUUUCAGGUGGUGGUUUCUACAACGGUGAACGUGGACGGUCAUGUUCUCGCUGUAUCUGACAACAUGUUCGUGCACAACAACUCCAAACAUGGCCGCCGAGCCCGUAGGCUGGACCCAUCUGAGGCAGCCACCCCCUGUAUAAAAGCCAUCAGUCCCAGUGAGGGCUGGACGACGGGCGGCGCCACUGUUAUCCUUAUCGGAGACAACUUCUUCGAUGGGCUGCAGGUCAUCUUCGGCACCAUGCUUGUAUGGAGUGAGCUGAUCACCCCUCAUGCCAUCCGGGUUCAGACUCCACCCCGUCACAUCCCUGGCGUGGUCGAAGUCACGCUGUCCUACAAAUCCAAGCAGUUCUGUAAAGGAGCGCCAGGACGCUUCGUCUACACAGCACUCAAUGAGCCUACCAUUGAUUAUGGCUUCCAGAGGUUACAGAAGGUCAUCCCUCGUCACCCUGGAGACCCAGAGAGAUUGCCUAAGGAGGUUCUGUUGAAGCGAGCAGCAGACCUGGUGGAGGCGCUGUAUGGGAUGCCUCAUAACAACCAGGAAAUAAUUUUGAAGCGGGCAGCAGACAUUGCUGAAGCUCUCUACAGCGUUCCCAGGAACCACAACCAGAUCCCGUCAAUAGGCAACACCACCUCACACGGCAUGAUGGGGUUGAACUCCUUCAGUGGACAGCUGGCCGUCAACGUCUCCGAGACAACACAAGUUGGUUACAGUCGAAACACCAGCAGCGUGUCACCACGUGGAUACGUACCGAGUUCCACCCCCCAACAGAGUAACUAUGGCAACACUGUCAGCAACAGUAUGAAUGGCUACGGGAAUGCUGGUAUGCCGAACCUCGGAGUGGCGACAUCUCCAGGUUUCCUGAAUGGGUCGUCUGGCAACUCGCCGUACGGCAGUAAGUAUCAAGUCAUCCCCUCCAGUCCCACCAUGGCCGUCUCCAAUUGUAACUCCUCACACGGCGUUUUCUCCUUUUCUACUGCCGUCAAACAGAAGAGCGCAUUUGCUCCUGUUGUCCGGCCACCAGCUUCACCUCCUCCCAACUGUUCUACCAACAAUGCUAACGGGCUUCAAGCCAUGUCCGGCCUCGUCGUUCCUCCCAUGUAGAAAAGCUUCCUUCUCCAUCACGUCUCUCCUCUCCCCCAGCCACAAGCACCAAUCACCUCGGAGGGGGAGGGGCCUGUGACCUCAGAAAGCGGGGCCUCGGACAGCAGCCAACCAGUCAGAUGGCUGUCUGUCACGUGAUUGGACAAAAUGUUUUUUACUUCAGCUCUGCAACUGUUCUUUUCUAUGUUUGGGGGUUUAGUUUCUUUAUUUAAAUAUGUGAUAUCACACUUUCGUUAUGACAUCACUUCCUCUACUUGUGAUGUAAUUUUGCUUGAAAGGGAGAUCAGAGGCCUCAGAUAUAAGAAAUUAGAAUCAAAAGAACUUUGCUCAUCCCUGAUUGGUCAAACGCUGCUGCCAGGUCGCACCUUAAUGACAUCAGUGGUACCUGAAUCCAGAUGGAUCUCAGCUGGUCCACAUCCUACAGAAGAAACAUGGAAGAUUCCGGAUUCCAGGACGAGAGGAAGGAGUGAGCAGUUUUCUUCCUACGCUGAGAUGAAGGAACGUUGCUCCAUGUUUUUAUUUUUGAGGAAUGUCAGGAGAAAAGAUUUAAAGCUUCGUAAGAGGAAAAAGCUAAACUUCCCAACACGGAGCAUCCGUCCGUUCCAGUCCAUGCAGACCUUCUUUCUUUCUUUCUUUCUUU
Messenger RNA from Melanotaenia boesemani (Boeseman's rainbowfish), 3651 nucleotides. Its product is annotated as transcription factor COE3-like. The coding region runs from base 1290 to 3011 and encodes 573 amino acids. Lineage: Eukaryota; Metazoa; Chordata; Actinopteri; Atheriniformes; Melanotaeniidae. The record is from RefSeq and is a predicted model, not a curated record. Gene Ontology annotation, biological process: regulation of transcription by RNA polymerase II. The transcript is spliced from 16 exons. Gene Ontology annotation, molecular function: DNA-binding transcription factor activity, RNA polymerase II-specific; RNA polymerase II cis-regulatory region sequence-specific DNA binding.